AUGGAAGGUUAUGCUUUUCUGUUCAAAAUUCUGAAUGCUGCUACCAGAGCUAGGGUCAUAAAGCAAUGUCUGUGGCAGAUCGAGGGACAGACGAUGUUUGUAGACAAAUGGGAACCAGGGGUUAUUCCAACCAAACCGGAACUCACAUCUGCUCCCAUCUGGCUCGAACUUCGACAAGUCCCGUUCCAGUUCUUCCAUGAGGAUGGAUUGGAAAGGAUUGCUGGACUGGUGGGGCAUCCCAAAUUCCUGCAUCCGGCAACAACAAAUAAAACUAAUCUGGAAGUGGCUAAGGUAUUCACGAUAAUUGAUCCAAGGAAACCUCUUCCCGAAGCAGUGAAUGUGCAGUUCGACUCAGGCGAAAUUAGUAGAGUCUUGGUAUCAAGCCCAUGGAUGCCCCCUGUCUGUGAGUCUUGUAAAGAGAUAGGGCAUGUAACCAAGAGAUGCCCCUCCUCUGUUGCUGCUAAGCCAUGCUCGAGGUGCAAGUCCCUAACCCACAUUUCGGCAAAUUGUCCUCAGAAGCAAUCUCAGGAUCCUCAGAGGAACAACCCGGAACCAACCAAAAGAAGGACCAGAAGAAGCAAAUCAAGAGGUAAGCAGUUUUGGAAACGUGCUGAUCAAGUAAUCCUUCCUCAGACAGAAGCUCCCCGAACAGAAGCUCCUCUGCCCAUCGCCUCCACGGACUAUCAACAUACAGAGAUUGUCAAGCACUCCAAGCUUGGCACUGACGGCGACAGAGAAGUAGGCGAAAGAAGUGAAACGCCUCCAUAUCUUAAGGUCUCUAGACCCGGUAGCGGUUCUGAUAUCUCAGGAUCCUCUAAAUCUGACCUGCCAUCUGACUCAUCCGAUGUUGAAACCUCAGAUUCAGAGCUGGAAGAAGGUGAAUUCAGCGAUCGAGACCGUGAUUUUCAGGUGGUACAUAACAAGAAGAAGUUCUCAGGCCUGAAGCAGUCGGACCAGAAAGGAAACCGGGGCAGGAGCCUCAAACUCUAUUAA
Brassica oleracea var. oleracea is the source of this 993-nucleotide messenger RNA. RefSeq lists its product as uncharacterized. The transcript has a single exon. The record is from RefSeq and is a predicted model, not a curated record. NCBI's taxonomy places the organism in Eukaryota, Viridiplantae, Streptophyta, Magnoliopsida, Brassicales, Brassicaceae. The coding region runs from base 1 to 993 and encodes 330 amino acids. Gene Ontology annotation, molecular function: zinc ion binding; nucleic acid binding.